AUGUUUUUAACAGCGUCAAGCCAGGACGGUAAUAAAACUCAAACAGUUUUCGAUUAUUGUUUACAUCCAGAUUGUUCUUUAGAAAACCAACAUACUAUGUGCGUAGCUAAGAACAAGCACAGUUCGAGGUUGUUUGCUUCAGGUAUGACCACGUGGAUGAAAUAUCAAAUUUUACAGCUACAUAAUCGACAUAGAGAUAAUAUUGCCAUGGGACUAGAAGCGGGACAGCCGCCGGCAGCAAAUAUGAGAAAGUUUUAUUGGGAUUUUGAACUUGAAGAAAUGGCUGAGAUCUGGGCUCGACAAUGUCAAAAACGACACGAUGAGUGUAGAAAUACCAUAAGGUUUAAUGUUAUUCAAAAUAUGGACGUGCGACCGGUGGUGCCCAGAGUAACAGAGGCGCAAAUAUUAGCAGACGCAGUAGGCGCAUGGUUUUCAGGAUCGAGAACGCUGCCUCCUGAGUACGUUUGGUCUUUUAGACCCACGAAUUGUAGCGCACCCGGUGGCUGUAACGCGCAUUGGUAUUCUGCGGCAGCGUGGGCAUCAACUUGGCGAAUAGGUUGCUCGCAAGCUUUGUGUACAGCAAAACGCAGUUCAUGUAUUUUAUUUCGUAAAAGACGCACUCCACGACCCGUACUUAAAAACGUUUCAGUUAAUGUCACACGCACGCCUAGUAAAGAAAAUCUGUUACGUCGAACAAAAUACAUGACAACUUCUAAAUCAAGUAGAUUUGAAGAUUUCGAUAAAACAACUAAAAAAGCUCGCGAUGGACUUGAAUCUCCUCUUUAUAGGGGCAAUCUAGAUAUUGAUAAAGAAAAGAAAGAAAUGGAGCCCGACAUUAUGGCAUAUAUUUUCUGUAAUUAUGGGCCCGCUGGUAAUAUUGAUGGUUUUCCAGUAUAUGAACCCGGUCCAGCUUGUAGCAACUGUCCUUCGGGAACGAGAUGUGGCAUUGGAACUCAUAGAGCUUUAUGCUCCCUUUUAGACGAUCCUGAAAUGAAACUGGAA
This is a messenger RNA of Brenthis ino (lesser marbled fritillary), 1002 nucleotides long. Lineage: Eukaryota; Metazoa; Arthropoda; Insecta; Lepidoptera; Nymphalidae. The record is from the annotation of a GenBank genome assembly.